Molecule: messenger RNA, 4023 nt
Organism: Cololabis saira (Pacific saury)
Lineage: Eukaryota; Metazoa; Chordata; Actinopteri; Beloniformes; Belonidae
Exons: 10
Coding region: 144-1631 (495 amino acids)
Source: RefSeq, a predicted model, not a curated record
UUUACGGUCAGGUUUGCCCUGCAGAGAUGGUUGUUUUGAACGGACAAUUAAGGACAUGGGAUUAGUUACUUCUUCCAUUUACUUCCACAAAAGCAAUUCGGUUUAACAGAGUAACAACUGCCGCUCUUAUAGGAUAUUUCCGUAUGCGCGCCUUUCAGAAACGUUUUGACCAAAAACAAAGCACUCCCUCACUGUGCCUCUCUCCGCAGGACAUGUUGCGUGUGUUUUUGACAGUUCCUGCUAUCUUUUUUGGUCUUUCCGAUGGUGCGCAAUUCUCGUCAGAGUGCUAUGGCAAAAGUGUCACAAUACCAUCUGAUUAUUUAGGCAGUUUCGACAAAGGAACAUUGUAUUUCAGUCCAAGGAAUGGAGGAACCCGAAGAGUAUUAAUAGAAAAUGGGGAGGUAAGGGACCCCCGCAUAGAGGUUUCCGGGAGCUCAGUGAUUUUGACACAUUUGACUGAAAAAGAUAAUGGAAGAUUUGGACUCUUAGGCGCUGGUGACCGUGUAUACUAUAUGGCCACACUGGAAGUCCUGGAUUGUGCUGAUGAAAGGAACGUGCAGUAUGGGGAUGAAGUGAGGUACAAGUUCGACACAAAGGUUGAAUUCCUGGAGUUCACUCCCCAGCAUUCUCUAGACCAACCAGUGAUCCUGUGGAAUCGCACAGAUGCUAGGAUUAGAACAAGAGGUCAAGUGAAGAACAAUGUCUGGGUAAUGUCCCGUGCCACCCAGGCAGACAAUGGCUACUACAACUUCAGGCGAAAAGACAAAUAUUUGGUUUCAAGGCUUCAUCUUGAGGUGAAAGAGGUUCACAGCCACUAUGAGGGAGUACCGCACACAGUCCUGAGGAUCGAUUAUCCUUGGACUGGUGGAGAAUGGACUGUAUUCUAUACGUCUUUGGAGACACUACACAGGGAAAUGGUGAUUAAGAAUGGCAAUAUAGUCUGGAGAGAACAUACGUUCUCUAGGAGAAUCCAUGCUUUUGAAGAAAAUAUUGAGAUUGAUCCCUUAAAAGGCACAGACGACGGCACUUUUGAGUUCAGAGAUCCACAAGGGAACGUGGCUUUGCUUGCGCAACUUAGUAUGAUCCAUGAUGUAAGCGGCAUAGCUUCUCUUGUUGCAGUGGCCAUUGGGGUUUUAUUGAUGGGGAUUGUCUGCUGUUGCUGUUGUAAAAAAAAAUGUUGUAAAAAGGACAAACCCACUUCUCAGACUGAAGCAGCACCUAACGUGUAUUAUCAUUCUCCAGAUCACCCUUCAGGCACAGCAUCACCGGCUGCACCAGUUCCACCGUAUUCUUCAGUUUUCGCUAGAAUGCCGGUGGAUACUGCAGCCCCUACAGCGCCAACAGAUCACUCCCUGGAGCCACUGAACCAGAGCCAGUACCAAUGGUACCAACCAGUAAAUGUCAACGUGAACCCUCCUCAGGCAGAGUUGACAAACCAAUCGCAGUUUGCAGCUCUAGCUCCAGCUCCUACUUUUGGUUUGGACCUUCUCUCUUCGGAUUCUGAGCCGAGGAGGCUGGAGGCGCCCGAGCCCGAGCCGUCCCUGCCGUCCGCCCCGCCGCCCUGGACCAUGGAGCCGCCCCCGUCCUACGACACGGUGAUGAACAGCCAGGACCCCAGUGAGCAGCUUUAACCUCUGUGGGACGUCCCUCCCUCACGACGGUGCCUUUGGUCUCCAGCCCCCAGCCUUACAUGACCCUCGCGUGCUGCCCGUGGCCUCGCUGCAGCAAGACCUGCUGGCCUCCAGACUCACACGGAUGUAAAGAGCAACAAUCAAAACCCAGUUCUGCUCAGGCUCCCCUGCGUGAGACUCCACCACGAAAGAAAGAAAGAGGAUCACGGAAGAGAAAGCACUUAUUUGAAUACAGAGACUGAAUGCCUUUUUUGAAAAAUACGGUUUUAAUCCUUCAGGUUUUUGAUCGUUUUAUACACCAUCCUCUUGUCAUUAAAGGGGACAUAUUAUGGCAUUUAAUGUAUAUUUUAAACAGGCCUUGAAUGUCUUAAAAACAAUCUAAAGCUUGUUUUUUCUACAUAAAUCAGAAAUUCAGCCUCUGGGCCAUGUCUCUAGUUUUACCGCUUCUAACCCCUUUUUCUGUGCUCCAUUCUAAGGGAAGGGGGGGGUAUGAUAAUGAGGCUCUGUGCUGAUUGGCUGCUUGAAUGACGUGUAGCAGGGGAGGAGAAUAAACCUUGCUCCGGGGAGAAGAGCAGCCGGCUGCAUGUCCCAUGCCAGGGAGCUUCUGCGACAAAAUAAAAUCCAUUGCUUUAUUUUUUUUGUAUUAGACUAUCCUAACUGGCCGCGAGUUUAACGAUUUCAGCGUGGACAGAGAGCGUCCGAUGUCACACGUGAUAGUCGGACGCUCUCAUUCAGUUACACGGUGUAAACGGAUCUUAAAGCCUGAUUUACGGUUCUGCGUUAAAUCGACGCGUACCCUACGCUGUAGGCUCUGCGUUGGUGAAACGCAGAACCAUAAAUCAGCCUUUAGUCACCUCGUUUUCACACAGGAAGAUUUAUAAACAGGUACACCACAGUUCUUUACUCCAAUUCCUCAAGACAAAUGAAUCAUGUUAACUGUAAAGAAAUCACAACACUGAAUUUUCACACAUGACAACUUUAUUGUUAAAAAAAUCAAACAUAAGUUGUAUAUAAAUAACAUGUAUGCACUAUUGCUGGCUCAAGGAAGGACUGUACGUCUUCUGAAUGUGUCGUUGAACAGCUUCAGGUGCUUGGAAGAUCUGAAAUCAUGAACAGAAGAAAAAUAUAUUACGGUACCCGUCGGGGCUCCUCACCGGUCCGGUCCGUGAGCGGCCCCGGAGCUCCGAGCUAAGCUAAAUACUUAGCCCAUGCAAAGAUCAUACUCAUAGACAAAUAUAAAUAACAUAAAAAACUAACGUCACUUUCCGCUGACUCGUGUGCAGUUGCCGGGUCCGUACUGUGGGCACUGAUCCUUUUAUGAGGGUAAGUGUCGAUGCAAAACCUCAUCUUAACUGUCCCUCGCUGUGGAAACAGCCACCGCUUCUAAACAAUGGCUGAAGCUCCAGCCGGCGGAGAGAGUUGUGGGCGUGGUUUCAGCAGCGGAGGCCGAACCUCUGCGCCUAUGGUGACGUCACCCUAGGCAUAAUAUGUCAAAACUACCUUUCACAAAUCAGUAUCAAAGAUGUAUUAUUCAUGGAGUGGAUGUGGAUGGUAAAGUCUCUUGUGGAGUCGUACGUUUUGGACCACAGAUUUGUUCUGGGGAGCAACGGUGAUCAACGCCCAUGAAUUCUUUUUAAUUUUUUUUUUAACUUUCUUUUAAUCUUUGAGUUUUUAGCUCCAGUGUUUCCUCAGGGGGGUCGUCCACACUAGGAGGUGUGCCUGCUCUGCCCAUAGGGGUGUCGUCAUGGGGGUCCCUCAGGCCCGGGGAGCUGGGGGUGGGACUCCACCUUCUGUGUGGGGUCUGCCCCGGUCUGUCCGGGUUGGGGGGGUCUCUGUGGCGAUGCUCCUUGUGGUCGUGGUCGGUGAUGCCUCUCAGUGUGGACGGCCACCCAUAGGUAGUGUUUUCCUCACCUGGAUCGUUAGUGCUAAGCCAUGUCACCAGUCCACUUACUGUGUGUGUGUGUGUGUGUGUGUGUGUGUGUGUGUGUGUGUGUGUGUGAGAGUGUGUGCACAUGUGUAUAAGUGUGAGUGAGUGUGUAUGUACGCGUGGGGGGUGGGGGGUGGGGGGCGUAUGGGAUGUUUUAAAUUGUGUUUUCUGAUUGUUAUUUUAUUCUGUGUGUAAAGCACCAUGUGUUGCAUUCAUACUGUAUGAUUUGGUGCUAUAUAAAUAAAUAAAGUUUAAGUUUAAAGACAAAAGCUGUUGCUGGAUGCUUUUAAAUGGAAAAUAAUGAGUUUAAAAAACAAUGUACCUGUUAUUAGUGUGAGUGACUGGAUGAUCUUUCAUUCACAAACCAGUUCACUUUACAGUUCAGGGUUUCCCCUAUCAUUCAUUUGGAAGGGUGGGGUGCAGAUGUGGUUGCUUGAGAGUCCAGUCAGCGAAAGCAGGUUUUUU